Anolis sagrei ordinatus is the source of this 15001-nucleotide messenger RNA. It is a transcript of the gene FAT2, whose product is annotated as FAT atypical cadherin 2. Gene Ontology annotation, molecular function: cadherin binding; calcium ion binding. NCBI's taxonomy places the organism in Eukaryota, Metazoa, Chordata, Lepidosauria, Squamata, Anolidae. Gene Ontology annotation, cellular component: plasma membrane; catenin complex. Gene Ontology annotation, biological process: homophilic cell-cell adhesion. The record is from RefSeq and is a predicted model, not a curated record.
GGGGAGGCGCGCGAAGCGACGGAGCCAGAGGACGCGCCCGCUCACAACUUUCUCUCCAGCUUUGGCUUCUACUUUGCGCGCUGCUUCCCGCAGCCCCAGCCAUGCACUUGCUGGCCAAGCCGACCCGGCUCUGCGCCUUGCAAAAGCGGGACUCCCCCGUGCAAAGGGAACGCUCCUAGAGGCUUGGAAGAGGAGCGGGAGGGAGGAGGUCCCUCCGUCCAGAACCUGCAAUGGAAACCAAGACCAGGAGGCUUGUUGUGAGCUUUGCACUUUGCCUAAUGUUCUUUCUGACUUGUGAUGGAAAUUCAGAAAAAGGCAAUGCUUCCCUACUCCACUUUACUCAUCCUCUCUAUAACGCCACCAUCUUUGAAAAUUCAGCUCCCAAAACCUAUGUGGACAGUUUUGUCAAAAUGGGCAUUUACAUCACUGACCCAGCAUGGGACAUCAAAUACAAAAUAGCUUCUGGAGACACAAGUGGACUCUUUAAAGCUGAGGAGUUUAUUAUUGGAGAUUUCUGCUUUCUAAGGAUUAGAACAAGGAGUGGCUAUACUGACCGUCUGAACAGGGAGUUCAAAGACAAGUACAUAUUGAUAAUCCAAGCCAUAGAGAAGACAUUUGCCUAUGAGGCUUGGGUUAAAGUGCUGAUCCACAUCCUCGACAGAAAUGAUUUGAAGCCUCUGUUCUCACCCCCUUCUUAUAAAGUGACCAUCAAAGAUGACACACCCUUGAAAGCCACAAUUGGGGUGGUCAGUGCCACCGAUGCUGAUGUUGGCCAGAAUGCUGAGUUCUAUUAUGCAUUGAAUACAAGGUCAGCACUGUUUGCCGUUCACCCCACCACUGGAGCUAUUAUGACUGCCAUGAGACUGAAUGCCACCCACAGAGGGAAGCACCAAUUAAAAGUUCUUGCUGUGGAACGAAUGAGGAAGAUCUCUGAAGGAAAUGGCUUUGGAAACUCAGCCAACAUUAUAGUUCAGAUAGAACCAUCCUUCAGGAAGCCCCCAGUCAUUGUUUCAGUAACGAUAAGACCAUCUGAUUCUGUUGAGGACCUCUUAUAUGCAACUUUGAGUGUAGAAGCAGAUGGCUCUGGUUCUGGAAUAGACUCAGUUGACAUUAUAGGGGGAAAUGAAAAAGGCUAUUUCAAAUCCAUGAGAUCAUAUGUAGGAAGCAAUGAGUUCAUGAUAGUGUCAGCCAAGGAGAUCAACUGGAAUGAGAACUCACUUGGUUUUAAUCUCAGCCUACAGGCUAAGGACAAGAACAAGCCACCUCUUCUUUCUCAGACUGUAGUUAUUCCAAUACCACCUUCAAAAUACACCUUUGCAAAAUUUGAAAAAGAUGUGUAUCAAGUCCAACUCAGUGAGUUUGCUCCUCCUGGGAGUCAUGUUGUUAUGAUUCAAAUCACCCCAGUACUCCCAAACCUUAAAUACAUUUUACAAACCAGUUCUGACAGUGCAAGUUUUAAAAUCAAUCCUCAAACUGGACUCAUAACUACAGAUAAAGUGAUAGAUUUUCAAGAACAGUCCCGCUUUGUUCUUAAAGUUAAAACUAAUUAUAGCCAGGCCUCUGUUACUGUCAUUGUUGAUGUUAUUGACUGCAAUAAUCAUCCUCCAAUCUUUACCCAAUCUUCGUACCACAGCACCUUUUAUGAAAAUCUGCCUUCUGGCACCAGUGUUCUCUUGGUGAAAGCUACUGAUAGUGACUCUGGUGAGAAUGGCUUCAUCACAUAUACCAUAGCCAACCAGAAGAAUGUUCCAUUUGCCAUAGACCCAUUUUCAGGCAUCAUUUCCACGACUAAAUUAAUGGAUUAUGAAUUAAUGCAGAGGUGGUACCACCUGCGUGUCUGGGCAUCAGACUCAGGAUCUCCUUUUCGUCAUCAGACAGAAGUUUAUGUUUCCCUCAUUCUGAAUAACUUGAAUGAUAACGCACCAGUAUUUGAAAAGAUUAACUGCAAUGGUAGUAUUCCAUGGGACUUGCCUGUUGGGCAUCCUGUGAUUACAGUGUCAGCCAUAGAUGUCGAUGAGCUGCAGCGCAUAAAGUAUGAAAUCAUAUCUGGCAAUGAAAGACAGCUUUUUGAACUGGAUUCUGUAUCUGGUGUAAUUUCCCUUAGAGCUUCUCUCAGAGAUUUCUAUGAAGAACUACCAGCUUUCCAUUCUCUCAAAAUUAGUGCCACAGAUAGCAAUAAUUAUGCUUUCCCAACCUGGAUAAAUAUCACUGUGGUUAACCAGAACAAUCCAGUCUAUUUUCAUUGUGAAGAGACUGGGGUAUUAAAGGAUGUGGCCAGGACUAUAAUCCAUUCUAUUGACUCCCAGUCUCCAGAACAAAACUUGGAUGAAGAUUCCACCUUGAAUGCACAUCUUAUGAAUAAUCAUGCCCCUCAAUUUGAUGACACCUUUCCAAGGUCUAUUGAUGUAAUGGAAUCAGUUCCAUUGAAUUCAUCUAUAACUCGGUUGACAGCCAGAGACAAUGAUACUGGCUUUAAUGGGAAGAUAGUUUAUGUGAUAUCUUCUGGAAAUGAGGAUAGUUGCUUUUAUAUUGACACAGAAACAGGUCUUCUUCUGGUGUCCUCUCCAUUUGACCAUGAAAGAACAAGUUUCUAUGUGCUCAACAUCACUGUGUAUGACCUCGGCACUCCUCAGAAGUCAUCAUGGAAGUUACUAGCAGUAAAUAUUCUGGAUGCAAAUGAUAAUGCUCCAAUUUUUUUACAAAGUACAUAUUUGGUUACUAUACCAGAGGACAUAAAAAUAGGAGCAACAAUCAUAGUGGUGAAAGCUGAAGAUGCUGAUACAAAUGACAAUGGAAGAGUGAAAUAUUCAUUCCUGGCACCCACCGAUAAAUUUGCCAUUAAUAGUGUCACUGGCGAAGUAGUUGUCACUACUCCUCUUGACAGGGAAUUAUGGCCUCAGUAUGUAUUAAAGGUUGAGGCUAGAGACCAACCCCACUUGGGCCACCAGCUCUUUACCAUUGCUGAUCUGAUUAUUUCAUUAGAAGAUGUGAAUGACAAUUCUCCACACUGCAACCCAGUCUUGAAUAAAGUGAAGGUCCCUGAGGACCUGCCUGUGGGGACAAUUUUGUUGUUUCUGGAAGCUUUUGAUCCAGACAGCAUCUCUGGGGCAGAAUUAAAAUAUGAACUGUUUGAUGAGAGUGAUAAUACAUUCCAUCUGAAUGAGCUGACCGGAGCUCUGAUCUUGGAGAAAGAGUUAGAUUAUGAAAAGAGGGACUUUUACAACCUAACUGUGAAGGUCAGCGAUGGUGGAAAGCUCCAAUCUCACUUUUCCCUCUGCCAUGUUGAGAUUGAGGUUAUGGAUGUCAAUGAAAAUUUGCAUCCUCCUUACUUUGAAACUUUUGCAUAUCAAGGGUCAGUGGAGGAAAACAGUCCAGAGGGGACGUCUGUGAUGACUGUAACAGCUCAAGAUGGCGAUAAAGGAAAAGAUGGAGAAAUUCAGUAUUUCAUCAGAGAAGGAACAGGCCUGGCUGUCUUUGAUAUUGAAAAGGAUUCAGGUACAAUCUUUACAAUAGGACCACUAGACAGAGAAUCCAACUCUCAUUAUUGGCUGACAGUGCUAGCUGUUGAUUUAGGAUCGGUCACUCUCUCUUCUGUGGUUGAAAUUUACAUUGAAGUCACCGACGUUAAUGACAAUCCACCCCAGUUAUCCAGACCUGUCUUUCAUUCCUCUGUCAUGGAGAAUUCACAGGUCAAUACUUCAGUUCUUCAAGUUGAAGCCACUGAUCCAGAUUCUGACUCCCAAGGAAAGCUGACUUUUCACAUCAUCAAUGGAAAUCAUCAAGAUUUUUUUGCCAUUAAUCCUGAAACUGGUCUGAUUUAUACCACUUCUCAGCAGCUGGAUCGUGAAUACAAGGCUGAACAUAUCUUAGAAGUAUCUGUUUCAGACAAUGGUGAUCCAGAAUUGAAAUCUACCAGCAGAAUAGUAAUCCAGGUCAUAGAUGUCAAUGACAAUGCGCCCAGCUUCUCCCAAAAAUUCUUUAUGGUUCAGCUACCAGAAAAAGCAACAUCUGAGACCCCUUUAUCAGUGUGCAGAAUAAUUGCUGCUGAUCGCGAUGAGGGCCCCAAUGCCCAAGUUACCUACAGUCUUGAAGAAAACAAUGAGGGAUUCUUUACAAUCCAAGCAAUGACCGGCAUGGUGUUCUCCAGAAAAGCUUUUCCUGCCCAAGAAUAUAACAUAUUGACAGUCAAAGCGACUGACAAUGGCAGCCCACCACUUUCCUCCAGUGUGAGACUUCACAUCAGUUGGAUAUCUAAGCCUCUCCCUUCAUCAGAGCCACUAGCCUUCGAUGAACCUCAUUUCAACUUUGCAGUCAUGGAAACAGACCCAGUGAACCACAUGGUGGGGGUGAUAAGCGUGGAGGCUGGGCUCAGCCAACUCUGGUUCAACAUCACAGGUGGCAAUGAGGAAAUGGAUUUUGAUAUUGAGAAAAGCACUGGCAGCAUUGUCAUUGCAAGAAUCCUGAAUGCAAAGAAAAGAUCCAACUACAACCUCACAGUGGAAGUUACAGAUGGAUCCAGUAUCAUCAAGACACAGGCCUAUGUCCGGGUGAUUGGCAUUAACCAGCAUGCUCCCCGGUUCUUGGAAUACCAGUACGAGGUUCACAUUCCUGAAGACACUCCUCCUGGAACAGAAUUCCUUCGAGUCAGUGCAACUGACAAAGACCAUGGGAAAGAGCUGAUCUACACCCUUCAGAGCAGCAUGGAUCCCAGAAGCAUGAAGCUCUUUCAGAUUGACCCCAGCAGUGGUGCACUCAUGACAGUGGCAGGGCUUGAUUUUCAAACUAUGUCAUUGCACACAUUGACAGUUAUGGUCCGAGACCAGGAGGGUCCAAUCAAGAGAGACUUUGCCAGAGUUGCAAUCUAUGUUGAAGACAGUAACAACCAUGCUCCCCAGUUCACCAGUCUUCACUACAACGCAAUAGUCCUGGAUUCAGCUCCAGUAGGCACAGAAGUUGUGCAAGUGCGAGCCCUGGAUCAGGAUCAAGGUGUUAAUGCUGAAAUCCACUACUACCUAGAAGCAGGCAACAGUGGAGAUUUCUUCACCAUCAACAAGUUCUCUGGAAUUAUUACUAUUUCUCAGAAGCUCCAUCCCCCCAAACAAGAGAGAUUCACACUCACUGUAAAGGCAGAAGACCAAGGAUUUCCCCAACUGGAGGAUUCAUCUACAGUGAAUGUUUACAUUAAACCCUCUGAUGGCACACCUCCACAGUUCUCUGAGGAACAGUAUGUUGUAGAGAUCAGUGAAUUUGCUGCUAUUGGCUCUUCUGUUAUUCUUGUUUCAGCCACUAGCCUUUCUUCAGUUACCUAUGAAAUUAAAGAAGGAGAUGAGGAUGGCAUAUUUUCUAUCAACUAUCAAUCUGGCCUUAUUUCUCUGCAAAAGAAUCUAGAUUUUGAGCAGAAUUCGUCUUACCAACUGAAGAUCCAUGGCACCAACAUGGCAGGAUCAUUUGUGGAAGUUCCAGUGUUUGUUUUUGUUGUAGAUGAGAAUGACAAUGCACCCGCCUUUGAUAAGCCAUCUGUUGUUGGCUGGAUCAAAGAGAAUGUCCCAAAGGGUAGCAUGGUUAUGGAUGAAAACAAUUCUCCACUAGUGAUACGUGCAUCAGAUGCUGAUCAAGAUUCAAAUAGUUUGUUGGUCUAUGAAAUUUUGCAGCCAGAGGUACUGGAUUUUUUCAAAAUAGAUCCAGGCAUGGGCACUCUCAUAACUUGUGCUGAUAUUGAUUAUGAGCUUUCCCCAGUUUUCCACUUCAGCGUUCACGUACAUGACAGUGGUUACCCCACUUUAUUCGCUUCCACACCCACUGAAGUCACCAUUUACGUCAAGGAUGUAAACGAUUGUCCUCCGGCAUUUACAAGAGAUAGUUAUGAACUUUCUGUAGAACUUCCUGUCCAUCCUAAUAUGGAGAUUUUUACAGUACAUGCAGAAGAUGUUGACUCGGAAAUAACCUACAGUAUCUUUGAUGGAAAUCAAGACAGCAUUUUCAACAUCUGCCCUACAACUGGCGUUAUUUCUGUGCUAAAUGCUAUUACCUUAGGCCACUAUCAUGAACUCACCAUCAGAGCUAGUGAUGGCUUAUAUACGACUAAUGCAUUGGUUAGAAUCAAUUUUGUUGAAGCACAAGUCAGCAGUUUAAGAUUUGGUCAAGAUUUAUAUACAGCAACAGUGAAGGAAAACUCCACAGAAGUUCAGACUCUGGUUGUUUUUGAUGUCACUGGCAAUCAACUGAAUGAGCCACUCUUUUACUCUAUCUUGAACAGCACAGAAUGGUUCAGGAUAAUCAAGUCUUCUGGAAUACUCCAGACCAAGGGUGUGGCAUUUGAUCAUGAAACUCAGGAUACGUAUGAGAUUGCAGUGGAGGUAAAGGACUUUAGAAAUCCACCCAGGGUAUCUCAGGCCAUAGUAAAAAUACAUGUGGAUGAUAUUAAUGACAAUCCUCCACAUUUUGAAAAUGUGCCUUAUUAUAUUGCAAUCCAAGAUGGCACUGAGCCAGGUGAUGUCAUCCUUCAGGUGUCUGCAACUGACAAAGACUUGGGAAAUAAUGGUGUCGUUUUUUACUCCUUUGUAGAAGACUACAAAUACUUCUGGAUUGACCCAUACUUAGGAGACAUCUCACUUAAGAAACCCCUUGAUUAUCAGGCGUUAAAUAAAUACAUUCUCCAGGUUACUGCCAGAGAUGCUGGUGAGCCUCCCUUGUAUGCUGAAGAAGAGGUCCUAGUCAUUGUGAGGGACAAAUCCAACCCCUUGUUCCAGAGCCUCUUCUAUACAGUCAAGGUUCCUGAGAACAUCCCACUCUACACACCCAUUCUCCACAUCCAGGCUCGGAGUCCUGAAGGUUUGCGCUUAAUAUACAACAUCGUGGAAGAAGACGCCCUGAAAAAAUUCAACAUUGACUUCAAGACUGGUGUGCUUAUGGUCACUAGCCAGCUGGACUAUGAAUCUGAUACAAAACAUGCCUUUACAGUUAGAGCCACAGACACAGCAGUGGGUGCCUUUUCAGAAGCAGUAGUAGAAGUCGAGGUUGAGGAUGUUAAUGACAAUCGACCUGCAUUUUCUCAAAUGGUCUACACAGCAUCUGUGUCUGAAAGCAUGCCACCACGGAGCCCCAUUAUACAGCUGUUUGCUAAUGAUAAAGAUUCGGGGAGAAACAGGCUCAUUUCCUAUCAGAUUUUGGAGGAACGUUCAAAUGCAUCAAAGUUCUUCACUAUUGAUUCCAGCACAGGUGAAAUAACUACAACUCAGUUGAUCGAUUAUGAAAAAAAUCAGGAAUUUCACAUCAAAGUGAGGGCCAUUGAUCAUGGAGUGCCUCCUCUCAGUAGUGAAGCCUUGGUAACAAUUAGUGUAUUGGAUGUCAAUGAUAAUCCACCCAAGUUUAGUCAACCUCAAUAUCAGGCCAAUGUGAGUGAAAUAGUCAGCUGUGGCCAUGUUGUGAUUAAAGUCCAGGCUUUUGACCCUGACAGCUGGAACACAUCUAAGUUGGAAUAUCUGAUACUUUCAGGGAAUGAGAAAAGACACUUCACCAUCAAUAGCACUUCGGGAAUCAUUUCCACAUUGAACCGUUGUAAAAGGGACCUGGAACCUUUUUAUGAUCUCACGGUCUCUGCUUCAGAUGGAGUAUUUAAGACCACUGUACCAGUUUAUAUCAAUGCCACAAAUGUCAAUAAAUAUAGCCCAUCUUUUCAGCAGGAUGUUUAUGAAGCAGUAUUGGCUGAAAAUGCUGAAAUAGGAACUAAAGUGAUUGAGUUGUUAGCUACUGACAAGGAUGAUGGUCCAUAUGGCACUGUAGAUUAUACCAUCAUAAAUAAGCUUGGUCAAGAGAAGUUUGCAAUAGAUGAAAUGGGUCGCAUUGAAACACUGCAAAAACUGGACAGAGAAAAUUCAACAGAAAGGGUUGUUGCAAUUAAAAUCAUGGCCAAGGAUGCAGGAGGAAAGGUAGCAUUCUGCACAGUCAAAAUCAUACUUGCAGAUGAAAAUGAUAAUCCACCUCAGUUCAAAGCCUCUGAAUAUGUCUUGUCUGUCCAGUCCAAUGUGAGCGAAGGGUCCCCUGUCAUUCAAGUACUAGCUUAUGAUGCUGAUGAAGGGGUGAAUGCUGAUGUCAUUUACUCUGUUGAUUCAGUAGAGGAAGUCAUUGUGGAAGACGUUAUUGAGAUUAAUACUGCCACAGGAGUUGUUAAAGUCAAGGAGAGCCUCAAUGAAUUAGAAAACAGAACAGUGAACUUUAAAGUCAAAGCUGAAGAUGCCAGACCACCACACUGGAAUUCUGUUGUUCCGGUCAACCUUCAUGUUGUUCCAAAGGAAGCAUCAUUGCCAAGGUUUUCUGAGCCAUUGUACACCUUCUCAGCAUCUGAAGACCUCCCAGAGGGUUCAGAAAUAGGAUCUGUUAGAGCUGUGUCAGAGGACCCUGUCAUCUACAGUCUGGUUAAAGGGACAACAACUGAAAGUAAUAAAGAAGGCAUAUUUAGUUUGGACGAGCAAACAGGGGCCUUGACCGUUCAAAAGGCAAUGGAUCAUGAAAAGAUGAAAUGGUACCAAAUUGAUGUUUUAGCUCACUGCUCACACCAAGAUACUGAGUUGGUCUCUUUGGUAUCUAUCAAUAUCCAUGUCAAAGAUGUCAAUGAUAACAAACCAGUUUUUGAAGCUAAUCCCUACAGGGCCUUUGUUAUGGAAAACAUGCCAACAGGAACUACUGUGAUCCAAGUUACUGCUAAUGACCAGGAUACUGGUAGUGAUGGGCAGGUGACCUACAGCUUGAGAGCAGAAUCAGACAACAUCAGAGAACUCUUCACAAUUGACAGUGAAAGUGGCUGGAUCAUGACACUAAAGGAGCUAGAUUGUGAGGUUCAGGAGACCUACAAUUUUUUUGUUGUGGCAUCCGACCAUGGGAGGAAAAUUCAGCUUUCUUCUGAAACCCUAGUAGAGGUCACCAUCACUGAUGAAAAUGACAAUGCUCCACAAUUUACCUCUGAAAUCUACAAAGGUUCAAUUGUUGAAAAUGCAGAGCCUGGGCUGACGAUUACUACUCUGAAAACUAUUGACACUGAUAUCUCAGAACAAAAUCGACAAGUCACAUGUUAUAUAACUGAAGGAGAUAUUCUGGGACAAUUCAGUGUUAAUGAGGUUGAUGGAGAAUGGAAAAUUUUGUCCAAGACACCUCUGAACCGGGAAGAUGCAGACAAAUAUCUGCUCAGAGUUAUAGCUUCUGAUGGAAAGUUUCAAGCAGCAACUGAAGUGGAGAUCUCUGUCCUUGAUGUCAAUGAUAACAGCCCUGAAUGCAAGCAGAUACCAUACAAAGCGAAAAUUAUAGAAGAUGCUUCGCAAGGAUUUUCUGUUUUGAAAGUGUCAGCCACAGAUGCUGAUGUUGGCAUUAAUGGGCAGAUUAUCUACACACUCCAUGGACCUGGUGCAGAAGACUUCCGACUGGACCCCUACACAGGGGAGCUGACCACUUUUGCAUUACUUGACCGGGAGUUGAAGCCUCAGUACCAGCUUGUUGUCAAGGCAUCAGAUGGAGGUGGCCGCUUUUGCCAGAUGGACGUAAUUGUGGACAUUGAGGAUGCAAAUGACAAUGCUCCAAGAUUCUUCCCCAGUCACUGUGCAGUCGCCAUCUUUGAUAACACUACAAUAAAUACUCCAAUUGCAGUUGUCAUUGCAAGGGACGCUGAUGAAGGUCAUAAUGCAGAAGUUGUCUAUUCUCUUGCUGAGUCAGCUAGUGGCCACUUUUCCAUAGAGGAGACAACUGGAGUGAUCCAUCUGGAAAAGCCUUUAAUGGAAUUGCAGACUUCUGCACUGGAGCUGACUGUGUGUGCCACAGACAGGGGUUCCCCAUACUCCCUUUCUUCCCUUGCUACUGUGGCAGUCUCCAUAGUGGACCUAAAAGAAUAUCUGCCUGUCUUCCUGGACUCAGAGUAUGUGGUUGUAGUACAAGAAGAUGUGGCUGUUGGCACAGAGGUUUUGAAUCUGGCCUCAUUGACAAGAGACAAUGCUCAGAGCACAGAGAUCAAGUAUGAAAUCAUGAAUGGGAAUGAUCACGGGAAAUUCAGGCUCCAUCCAACCACAGGCAUCCUAUAUAUCAAUGGAAGCCUGGAUUUUGAAACUAGCCAUGAAUAUUACCUGUCUGUUGAGGGUACAAGAAAGAGCUCUGCCUCUCUCAGUGACAUUGCCAUGGUCAUUAUCAAUGUCACAGACAUAAAUGAUCAUGUGCCAAAGUUCAGCCAAGAUCUUUAUGUUGCUGACACCCGUGAAGAUGCUGCUGUUGGUGAAAUUGUGCUCACGGUUUUAGCUGAUGACAAAGAUGGAGUGAUGAACAACCAAAUCACAUACUCCAUUGUGACAGGGAAUCCACUGAGCCAUUUCAUCAUUGAUCCCCAGACUGGAGAGAUCCGUAUUGCCAAGUACUUGGACAGGGAGGAGAUAUCCAGCUACUCGCUGAAGGUCCAAGCUACAGACAAUGGGCAGGGGCCUCUUUCUAGUGAUACCACUGUACUUAUUCGUGUGUCAGAUAUCAACGAUAAUCCACCAAGGUUCUUUCAGCUCAAUUACAGUGUAGCAGUUCAGGAAAACUCUCCAGUUGGCACCAGUGUCCUUGAGCUAGUUUUGAGUGAUAGGGACUCCCCAGAGAAUGGGCCACCAUACUCUUUCAAGAUCAUAGAAGGAAAUGAAGGAAAGGCAUUCCAGAUCAACCAAGAUGGUGUGUUGGUGACCUCAUCCAUCCUUAACAGAAGAACAAAAGAACAAUACCUUCUGCAUGUCCAGGUCACAGAUAGUGGCAUCCCUCCUCUGUCCUCCUCUGCAUUUGUAAACAUCCAAGUGACACAGCAAAGCAGAUACCCUCCUUCUGCACUUCCACUGGAAAUUUUUGUCACUACUAAUGAAAGAGCAUUCCGAGGUGGCGUUCUUGGCAAAAUCCAUGCCACAGAUCGAGACCCUCAUGACACCCUGCUAUACACUUUAGUGUCCAAAGCAUUUGAAAAGAGAUACUUUUCAGUGGGUGCUACAGAUGGGAAGAUUAUUGCUGACGAUGGGCUCCCGCAUGGACAUUAUGCUCUGAAUGUAACUGUCAGUGAUGGAACAUUUGCAGCCACAACCACUGUCCACAUCCAUGUGUGGUCCUUCAGCCAGGAAACCUUGGAUAAGGCUGUGAUGCUACGCUUCCACCACCUUACUCCAGAGGAGUUUAUAGGGGAUCACUGGCACAACCUGCAAAGGUUUCUGGGAAGAAUCUUAGAAACCAGACGGCAGAACAUCCACAUGGCAAGUCUGCAACCUUCAGUGGGUUCUGAUGGUGUAGACCUCCUAUUGGCCAUUGGAGAACCACGACGUGCUUUCUAUGAGCCCAAUUUCAUUGCUAGCAAAAUUUAUCAAGCAGCUGCAGAAAUGGACCAGCUAGUGGAACUGCAAGUCAAGAAGUUGGCUCAUGUUCCGUGCUAUGAGGCUGACUGUGCUGCCCAGCGGGCCUGCAAAGAAACAAUUCAGCUUGAUCCAGGCAUGGUGUUCACUUACAGUACUGCCCGACUCAGUGUCCUCACUCUUCAGCAUAACUUGGAACAAAUAUGUUCUUGCAAUGGCACAGCUAUAAAAUUCAAUGGACACAGUUACAUCUGGUACCACUACCAAGGCAGAAGGGACUGGCAGAUGCAAUUGCGUGUGCAAACCAACCAGCUCCAUGCUGUAAUGCUCACUACCAAUGGGAGCAAUAGUGCUGUUCUGCAGCUUGUCAAUGGAAUACCUCAUUUGGAAUACAGAUGUAGGAGUGGUUUUAUCGGGAACCUUUCAUCCAACCAUUUUGUGAGUGACAGAGCUUGGCACUCAGUCUUUCUGGAAGUGAAGAGCCAUUCCAUCCAUUUGCUUGUUGACAACUUGGCAAAUGCCUCUCUCCAGCUGCCAGAAGCCUGCAGUGUUUCCCACUCCAGGAGAGAUCUGCUCAUUGGUGGAUUUGUGCAGCAUCAUCAGGCUCAGAGGGUCACCAGUGGGUUCAGAGGCUGCCUGGAUGCCAUUACAGUCGAUGGAAGGGAUUUGGUGGCUCUGCCAAAGGAGAAGAGGUCUAGAGGAGUUGUUGAAGAGGCAGGUGUUAGGCAAUGCUGCCCUCACACUGGGGUCUGCAGAAGCAAUCCCUGCCUCAAUGAUGGACUCUGUACUGAGAUGAAAAAUGGAGGUUAUUCUUGCACCUGCCCCCUACAAUUUUCUGGUGACCACUGUGAGGUGACCGACAGACUUUGUGAAAGCAAGCCCUGCUUACAUGGUGGUACAUGUGCCCUCUCUGAGAAGGGUGGCUACACAUGCCAUUGCCCAGAGUGGUAUUGGGGGAAAAGGUGUGAAAAACUUGCAGAGAAGUGCCAGGAAAAUCCAUGUCUGAACUCUGGGCGCUGUGUGAAUUCUGAUGGCUCCAUCCAUUGCAUUUGCCCAGAGGACUUCCAGGGGGCAUUCUGCACACAGCAAAUUAUCACUCCAAAUAUUAGUCCAUCCAGUUGGGCCCUGGCCCCUGCAGAGAUUGCCAAGAUUUCUGCUGGCGUUUUUGGUGUCAUCAUCCUGGUAGCAAUGUUCGUUGUCAUACGGAAACGCUAUGGCCGCAAAGUCAAAGCCCACAAACCAGUUGCUAAAGAGGACCCGGACCUGAUUUCCAAAAGUGAAUUCUCCAAGAGUGUUGGGGUUGGCACUCAAGGUCUUCCUCCCAUUGAACUCAACAUUCUCAACGAUACUCACCAUCACAACCAGCUCAAUGCACUAGACCCAGGCAAGCCUACUGUUGGAUCAGAGUUCAUCUCCUUCAACACAAGCAAUGUCCAGAAACAACGGGGUGCCAUUGUGUGCAGUGUGGCCCCCAAUCUCCCAAUUCCUGCACCCUCAUCUAACUCAGACAAUGAGUCCAUCAUCAAGAGCAGCUGGGCUGGAGAAAAGAUGGUGUACCCAGGAGAGACAAUCUAUUGGCCUCCAAGAUACCAGCCUGCUGACAUCCAAGACUAUCAUCAAUAUGAAGUUAUUGAAGCCCCCCUUCCACCUUCUCAACGCCAUCGGCCCUGUCCUCCUAUAGACUCAGACCCAGCUGGUCUUUAUGGUGGCUUCCCUUUCCCACUUGACCAAAACAACAAGCGAGCCCCUAUCCCACCACGCUACAGCAACCAGAAUCUGGAAGAUUUCUUGCCUCCUAAUUCAGCCGAGCAACCUGCUUCCCAGUGUCAGAAUGAAUACACUGCCAUUAGCUACUACCCUUCCCAGCUAAUAGAAAAUGAGAGAGCACCUUAUCAUCCGGACAGUGGGUACAAGAGGGUGAGCAUGCGGCUUAGUGUGGCCCAACCCUCCUAUGCAGACUGCGAGAUGAGCUCCUCAUCCAAUGUUAGAACUCAGCCGGCAUCACCUCUUAAUUAUGAGGGCUCAGACAUGGUGGAGAGUGACUAUGGGAGCUGUGAAGAGGUGAUGUUUUAGUGGGAAAGAGAUGAAAUGCUGCACUUCAAAUUAAAACACAUAGAGCAAAAGGAGAUGCUGUUUAUUUUGAACAUCUUUGUCCUGGAACUUUCUGUUGUGUUUUUAACAGCAGUACUUCUCCAUGUGUUACUGAGGCUGUGGUCCUCUUUUCAGUUGCAUAGCAUACAAUCCCAUAAGGGAAGCUGAGCUGUAAGACUUGGUUGCAUCACUGUGCCACCCUUUGCACAAUGAGUUAUGCAGUCUCCUGUUGCACAGUGGUCACUCCAGUCCCCACUUGCCACUAAGGACAGUAUUUUUAAACUUCCUGGGCAUGCACAGUGGUUUUUCAUUAGCAUCACAGGGCUAGGAUGUUGAAUGCUAUCAAUGCACAAUGCCCUAAAAGUUCAGUCAUUUACACCAAUGCAAGGCUACAACAGGAUUCUAGCUAACACUGGAAAGUAGCAUUGGUGUGUCUCACAGUCCUGCCAAUGACUUCUGCUCUGGGUUGGAUUCCAAACAGACCUGGUCACUGUUCCAAGUUGGAUUGCAUCGGAGGAACAACAGAGACAUAUGCACCAAGCAGUAUGAAAAGAACUGUGAUAAACUGCUGACAGCAACCUAUCCUUUGCAGUAGUGAUUUCUUUACGAAUGGAUAGAAACCUGCAGCACCCUCUCUUUAAUCCCUUGCAUGGACAGCAUAUUCAUCCACAGAUCUCAUACAGAAACAGAAUUUGUCAUAAUUGAGGAACCGCAUGCACAUGUGCCUAUCAGUUCCCACAACAAGCACCACUGAGGUUGAAUGGAUUACUUUGUCUAAAAUGUAGGAAAAUGAAAGUGGCAGUUGAAAACUGGUGAUAUGUGCCUUUAGUUUUUGUAUCAAUGGUUCCCACUGGACUAAAAGUUCCCAAAGGGAACUGGGAUGGAGCUAGGACUGAUGAAUGGCUUUCUUGUAAUUUCUGUAUUUCUUUGCUCCUUUCAUAAAAAGGAGCAUAUAUUAUCAUGUUUGUUUCUCCAUUCUCUUGUCUGUCACCGUCAAGACAGCUGAAUGAAAAGGGCCAAAGGAGAAUUUCUACAGGAUGAAGAAAUGCAACAUUGAAAGUGUUGUCUCCUCAUUGCCACAAUCAUUACAAGCCAGUGAAAAUAAUGAAUGUAGAUAGAUGUGUAUGAAAGUAGUUUUAGUGGUUCGUACUAAAAACUUUGCUUCUUCCCUAAAAGCAAUGUCCUUUCUUCAUCCUUGUGAAGAAAGACACAAGGGCUCCAUAUUAAUUAAACUGAGAUGUUUAUUGAUGGACCCAAAUGUUACCAGAUUUCUCAGUUUUCUGUCCUAGGAAAUAAUGGACGAAUAGAAAACAUUGUCUCUGCCCACAUCAUUAAUACAUACCACAAACAGCAAAACCUUAACUAGAGGUAUGGAUAUGGACCCAUUUGUGCAAAGUUCCAUAUGUGAGAAUAUGUGUGAGAGAAUUUGUGGAUGAAAAGAGAAAAAGAGAGCCAAAAUGAUGCAUGGAGUGGAUUAUUUAAUAAAAGGCUGGCCUGUACCUUUAAUGCACUGAGAGUUUAUUAUGAAUAUUUGUUUAUUAAAAAAAUAAUAAAUACCUUUUAACUAA